AUGUCUGACUCAGGAGGCGAUCCACCGGUCAAUUCUCACGCACCGUCGCCCCUAAAUUAUAUCCUCUCUUUCCUCUUGGUUGGCAUCUGCUGGGGGUUCACGACUCCUUUCAUCCGCAAAGCUGCCGUGAACUACACCGCGCCCUCACAUCCCUCAAUCACCAAUCCCAAUAGGUCCUGGAUUUCUAGACUGAUCGCAAAAGCGUUCUACACGGUCAUAGGCCUCCUCAAACGGCCCGAUUAUGCCGUUCCGCUUAUUAUGAACCUUACUGGAAGCAUUUGGUUUUUCCUGUUAGUCGGACAAGCUGAGCUGUCUCUCACAGUCCCCAUCACCAACUCAUUAGCUUUCCUCUUCACCGUGCUUGGCGAGUGGUACGCUGAGGGCAAGCUCAUCUCGAGGAAUACGUGGGUGGGCAUGACGUUUGUCUGCGUUGGCAUAGGACUUUGCGUUUGGUCUAAAACAGGAUGA
Molecule: messenger RNA, 468 nt
Organism: Capronia coronata CBS 617.96
Lineage: Eukaryota; Fungi; Ascomycota; Eurotiomycetes; Chaetothyriales; Herpotrichiellaceae
Exons: 2
Coding region: 1-468 (155 amino acids)
Source: RefSeq, a predicted model, not a curated record